AUGACUAUUACCGAGCCACCACCAUUCUUCGAUGAAGCUCUGCUACAUGACGAAGACUGGAUCUCACACGCGGGACUACUUGCAACCAACCUCAAUGAUCUAGUAAGCAUGCGACUGGGAGAGAUGUCUAUAGACUUUUCCAAUUCGCAAAAUACUAUUCCGCCAACAGAACUUUUCAUGACAGAGUUUGUCCAGGACAAAUCAGAUAUCCACCACAAUGUACCUGUAGACUACAUCAAAGUGAGUCCAAAACACCAACCAUAUCUGAACGAGUUCUAUCAUUGGUUCGCCAAAGUCAUUCUACCCUUCUCAGCACAUUUCAAUGGCGUUGACCUCAACCCAGUGCGAGACGUCCUAUUAACAUAUGCUGCUCGCGAGAGAUAUCUCCUACUGGCAUUAUUAGCAUGUGGUGCCACGUCAUCACAUAAAAAGACGUCACUCGCAGCAGAUGAAUUAGCCUAUGGAGAGUAUUUGACAACAUGCAUCCAAUCGCUAGAACCGAUAUUUAAUGUUGAAACUACACUAGUAUCAAAGAUCGAGUCAAUUCUACUGACAGUGCUGGUUCUAACGUCAGACCACGCAUCGAGCAGCAAUCAGAACUGGCGAGCUCAUCUUCAAGGAGCAAAGGAGCUACUACUAAAAUACACAUCCCAAUCGAAGCAGUCACAUGUCUUAUUUCUGUGCAAAAGCUGGUACUCUUCAAUUGAGCUUCUUGCAGCAUUAGGAGCGCCGAACGGAGGGACCCUGAGAUCAGAUCGAGAGCUGGAGUUGCUAAUCUCACCUGACAACCCAGUCGAAAUGAAAUCUCUGACACAACUUCAUCUCUACGGUCCUAACGGGUUUAGUCUGUUACAUGGAUAUUCCAAGCAAUUAGUGACUCUAAUUCGUGACAUGGUAAAGCUUCUACAUAAAACGAGACCCUGGAACGAUGAUAGAAAAAGUUUGCCAUCAGGGGCCGAUAACCGGAGCAUGGAUCUUAUAUCGUACAAGGAAGUAUUGAGGGUCUUAUCAGGGUUGUAUCAGCAACUAGACUACACAGUUGGCGACCCAUCACCACUCAACGGCCUGUCAAGUGAGGCCGUGGAAAUAGUCAAACAGAACAACAAGCAAGUCUCGAUUUGCUGGUAUGACGUUUCCAACAAAUCAUAUACCCUUGCAGCACUAAUAACCAUGUUUACGAGUGUACAGGGCUUGUCGAAGCAUUCACCUAUCGUUCAGGGUGCAGUUAAAGAGCUCCUGUCACUAGUAAAUUUCCUAGACGGCCGAGUAGAAUCGUAUGGAACGUUCAUGCUCCAGCUACCAAUGUUUGUUGCAGGCUAUAAUGUCAUCGAUGAUUCGGAUGCUGCGAAAAUAGAAAGGUUUUUCAAGCUGUUAGACGAGCUCGGCGCUGGGUCUGCCAACCAUGUCCUCAAGAAAAUGAAAAAGGUAUGGGGCGGUGCAUACUCCAGCGAAGCAGCCACUAGCGGCGACGACGAAAAAGAUAUCCUAGCUUACUAG
Sugiyamaella lignohabitans is the source of this 1497-nucleotide messenger RNA. It is a transcript of the gene LYS14, whose product is annotated as Lys14p. The coding region runs from base 1 to 1497 and encodes 498 amino acids. The transcript has a single exon. Lineage: Eukaryota; Fungi; Ascomycota; Dipodascomycetes; Dipodascales; Trichomonascaceae. Gene Ontology annotation, cellular component: nucleus. Gene Ontology annotation, biological process: positive regulation of transcription by RNA polymerase II. Gene Ontology annotation, molecular function: transcription cis-regulatory region binding; DNA-binding transcription factor activity. The record is from RefSeq and is a predicted model, not a curated record.